AAACAUUGUGAAGAAAAUGUAAAACGUGCUUCUUUGAGCUAUUUCUCUUCUUUAGCACAAUUGAUUUUCGAAUUGUAAACGGAUUUACAAGUGUGAAUGUAUACGUAGGCGUUCAUGAACAAUUACAAUAUUCAAUAUAGUUUUUUCAGGUUUGGUUAUAUCUGAGCUCCCGUUAACCUGAGGAUGCUGCAUGUAAUCGCAAGCGAAACGUACCCAUUUCAAUGUUGUAAGAUUACUCACCAACACACUGGUGGGACUUAAGCAGUGAAUACAUUUGGCAUAUUUUAUUCACGUGACACUUAUGAAUAGGCUGUCACGGGUCGAGGUGGGAUUGAUACAUUUUUACACGACCUAACUGAAAAAAACAAUGAUGGAAAAAAUAGGAUUGCUGACCCUCCAAGCUCAAGAUAGUGGAAACCUGGAGAAUGAGAUUUCUGGUAGUAAUGACUCCACAUGUCGUUUUAAAAAAAAACUGCUGUAAAACCAAGUGAGAGCCCCUUUUGAUAAAAUUAAAACAUAAAAGCACUUAAGACACGUCCUAUUGUUUUUUUUUUACUCUAUUUAGAGUCGUCAAUUGUCCCUGAGCACCGAAAGGAAACAUCUGUGGAAAGAUAAACCUAAUAAUUUAAGAUCCACUCGCCACUGAGCAACUUCAUGCCGUAAAACUGAGAGAAAAGAGACAGCCGGCCCUGUAAGCGCUGCCGUAAAGGAGCUUACAUUUAUUGUGUGACCCUUUCCAUAACAGUUGUUGGGUCCCUUUUGGUUGUUAUGGCAACAGCUGCAUGUUGGUGAACGUGGCAGUAUAAGCCGAUUAAAGGACAGAAGGAUCACCGAACGCAGCUGCGGAGGCGCACAAGCGGCGACGGGGGACCUUGACAGCCGGCGACGCAUCAGGAGAGAGCAAUGGAGCCGGUGUCGCAGAGGAACUCCUUCUCGACGGGAGACGCCGCGUUGGGGCCAGGGUCGGAAGUGAGGUUGAGUCGAGCUGCUCACGUCGUGGUCGCUGUGCUGCUGUGGCUCAGCGUGUGCGUUGGCGUGGGCGCCAACGCGCUGGUGCUGCUGCUGUUCGCACGGCGCAGGGCCCUGCGCGUCCCCUCCUUCCUGCUGCUGGCUAACAUGAGUGCCAGCGAGCUGUUGGGCAGCCUCUCCACCACCGCCAUGCUGCUGCUGUGGGGCCCUUGGCACGGGGCACGGGGCCAGGCCGUGUGUCUUUGGGAUGGAUUCUCGCUCACCCUCUUCGGCACCGUGUCCGCGGGGAGCUUGGCGCUGCUCGCCUUCGAGCGCUGCUCCAGACUCUCGCGGCCCCAGGACCUCGACCUCUCUUGGGGUCGCCGGGCAUCAGCUGCUGCAUGGCUCUACGCGCUGGCCUGGUCUUCAGCCCCGCUGCUCGGCUGGGGUCACUACAUGCCCGAAUCGCACGGCCUGGGUUGUUCCCUUGACUGGAGACCCCAGGGCGUGGCCUCGAACGUCUUUGUGCUGCUGCUCUUCCUCGGGUGCCUGGUGCUGCCCGUGGCUGCCACUGCGCUCUGCUACGGGCGCAUCGUGCUCACGAUCCGCGCGCUGCGUUCCAGGUACGCAGCGCACACGAGGCGCGCGGCUGCGCUCGCUUGCUACGAGCAGCAGGCGGCACGCGCGUGGGUCCUCGUGCUGCUGCUGUGCUUCACGGCGCGCACACCGCACGCGCUGCUGGCGCUCAUGGAUGUCCAGAGAGACUACCCCGUGGGGUCUUCGACGUCUUCGUCGUCGUCGUCGUCCUCCGCUCCCGUCAUCUCCGCCGUGCCAAUGUUGCUCACCCGGACAACAGCAACGUACCACCCUCUGCUGUAUAUUUUCACGAAUAAACAGUUCCGCCGAUGUGCGUGGGGGCUGCUCGUGGCUCGUUGGAGAGCGUGGCCAGUGGGGGAAGCAAUGGGGUCACCACCCACUGGCCAGGUGACGCACACCAUGGAGCUGGGCGACACCGUCGACGUCCCCGCCGCCGCCGCCGCCGCCGCGUGCUCGCUCAGCAAGGCGACUCCACCACACAAUAAGGAGGCAGCCGUCGGAGAGACCAGGGCAGAGACACACAAAGUAGCAGCCACUCGCCUCAUUCACGUGGCUCCUUGCACAAGCACUUCCAGCGGAAGUAUGCUGCUCACCUAGAGAGAGCCCUGCACAGUUUUCUUGAAACACAUUUCUUGAAAACUAAUUUCUUUAGUAUUUUGUUUAAAAACCUAUUUCUUUAGUACUUAGUUUAGUGCCGUCGGCUACGUACGGUGGGAAAGAAGUUCAACAGACAGGGGCUAGUGAUACAGGGGCUCCUCUACUUACGAGUUAGGUUCUAGAGGUCUGUUCGUAAGUCCAAGUUUACGCCUGUAGAUUCCCAAAAUGUUGUACGGAUGUACACUAAACACGGAGAAUAGCUUUAAAAGUUGUAUAAUCUGUAGAUGCCACUGGUUCUUCAUGUGCUGUAGAUGCCACCACCACCAUCUAAUGCGUGGCGGUUAAAUGUACGACUCUCGGCUCGAAUAUUCAACUACACUUACGGUCAGUUUUGUUCGAAUCUCUGAAAAUUCGUAAACCGAAUCUCCAUAAGUAGGAGUCCCUGAACAUACACCAAACACUUGAGCAGCUCUCUUGGCGAUAUCAUUUGUUGGGCCUUCCCAACAAAUUAGUUAUCACAGGCUAGUACCGUAUACCAAUGUCAUCCCCAAGUGUGAGCAGCUAUACUCGGCAGCUCGUCAGUGUUUGCAAUGUACCCAUCACAUCAGUGACUACUUAGUUAAGAAAAUCGUAUUUACUCAGUGGCGUGACAAUAGCAAUGCAUAUUUAUUGGGUGUUAACGCUGUGAAUUGUAAUUACCCCGUCUGCAAGUAUAGAAUGUAAUGAAGACAUGUGAUGAUGUGUCGCUUGGUUUUUGAUCAACACGAGCAAAGCAAUUUUUCAAUUACUUCAAAAUGUAUAGUUUGAUGUAAAGAAAGUGUUAAUAACCCAUAAAAAUUACAAUCUAAACUCCAAAAGCUCUUAACCUUUACUGCAGCUUUGUACCUGUUAAUAAAUACAUAGAGGUUUGAUGACACAAAGUAGUUGUACUUACGUGCCCAUACUUAAUUUGUUUAGAUGAUUUACCUUCAAAAUAAAAUCCGGCAUGUUUCGCACCUCCAGGGAGUGUGUGCACCCCAGGUUAAGAACCACUAAUCUAAAGUAUGGUUAUACAGUAUUCCAUUAUAGUAGUUACAUAAACAGCAGCUCACACUAACAUUAUUACAUAGCAGUGUUUAAUCACAUUUAACAUGACAUGAAUUUUUCAUAUAAUUUCAAAUAGCAAUAAAUGAUUAAUGUUAAUGUGUUAGCAACCAUCUCUAAGGCUACUCCAGAAACCCAAUUGUUGCAGCUUCAAAAGAAUUGUGCUGUAUUUAAACACCCAAACUGUGAAGCAGUGAAAUUUGUUCAACACUGUUGCCCAACUGUGUCUUGCACAGUUUUUCUUAUGCAGCAUUAAUACAAUGCACGUCUGUAGAAGCUGUCCUGUGUGCUACAGAAUGCAUUUGUCAAACAUCAACUUGAGUGUGUGCUCAUAACUGGCAAAACGUGGUGUCUACACAGCAGCAGUGUGGGACACAGCCACUAUUUAAUGAUGAUAACAUAAUUUAUUAAUCCGGGAAAGGCCGUCUCUCGAGACAUUUUCAGGAGGAUGCUGCAUUGGCAUGUUUGACAAAUUACUUUGAGGA
Messenger RNA from Petromyzon marinus (sea lamprey), 3710 nucleotides. Its product is annotated as opsin-3-like. Gene Ontology annotation, cellular component: membrane. Lineage: Eukaryota; Metazoa; Chordata; Hyperoartia; Petromyzontiformes; Petromyzontidae. Gene Ontology annotation, biological process: G protein-coupled receptor signaling pathway. Gene Ontology annotation, molecular function: G protein-coupled receptor activity. The record is from RefSeq and is a predicted model, not a curated record.